AUGGCCGACGCCGCCGUUGAGAGCCCGGCCAACCAGGUGGCACCUCACAAGAAGCAGCUUGCCUCAUCCAUACCUUUUGUCGACUCGCUGGAGGGCGUCGCAUCUGAGAGCAAUGACCAAUACUCGACCUUCAAGAAGCUGCAGAGACAACUUGAGUACAUUCACUUGCAGGAGGAGUACAUCAAGGAUGAGCAGAGGAGUCUGAAGAGGGAGCUUGUCCGCGCGCAGGAGGAGAUCAAGCGUAUCCAGAGCGUACCGCUUGUCAUCGGUCAGUUUAUGGAGGCCAUAGACCAGAACACCGGUAUUGUCCAGUCCUCAACUGGCUCCAACUACGUCGUCCGGAUUCUAUCCACGCUCGACCGCGAACUCCUCAAACCCUCGUCCUCCGUUGCCCUUCACAGACACUCGAAUGCCUUGGUAGACAUUCUGCCACCGGAGGCCGACUCGUCGAUUGCUAUGCUGGGUGCGGACGAGAAGCCCGACGUGACGUACGCCGAUGUUGGUGGUCUGGACAUGCAGAAGCAGGAGAUCCGCGAGGCCGUGGAGCUUCCCCUGACACACUUCGAUCUCUACAAGCAAAUUGGUAUCGACCCCCCGCGUGGUGUCCUCCUCUACGGGCCUCCGGGAACUGGCAAGACUAUGCUGGUCAAGGCUGUUGCCAACAGCACCACCGCAUCCUUCAUCCGUGUCGUUGGCUCGGAGUUCGUUCAGAAGUAUCUCGGUGAAGGUCCGCGUAUGGUCCGUGACGUCUUCCGCAUGGCUCGCGAAAACUCUCCCUCGAUCAUCUUCAUUGACGAAAUCGACGCCAUUGCCACAAAGCGUUUCGACGCCCAGACUGGUGCGGACCGAGAGGUGCAGCGUAUUCUUCUGGAGCUGCUCAACCAGAUGGACGGUUUCGACCAAACCAGCAACGUGAAGGUCAUCAUGGCUACCAACCGUGCGGAUACCCUGGAUCCGGCUCUGCUCCGUCCCGGACGUCUCGACCGCAAGAUUGAGUUCCCCUCGCUUCGUGACCGUCGUGAGAGGCGUCUCAUUUUCAGCACCAUAGCCUCGAAGAUGAGUCUGUCGCCCGAGGUCGACCUCGACUCCCUUAUCGUCCGCAAUGAUCCGCUCUCGGGUGCCAUCAUUGCUGCGAUCAUGCAGGAGGCUGGUCUGCGUGCCGUGAGAAAGAACAGGUACCACAUCAUCCAGUCCGACUUGGAAGACGCAUAUUCCUCCCAGGUCAAGGGACAGGGCAACGAGAGCGACAAGUUUGACUUCUACAAAUGA
Molecule: messenger RNA, 1269 nt
Organism: Lasiodiplodia theobromae
Lineage: Eukaryota; Fungi; Ascomycota; Dothideomycetes; Botryosphaeriales; Botryosphaeriaceae
Product: 26s protease regulatory subunit 6b
Exons: 5
Coding region: 1-1269 (422 amino acids)
Biological process (GO): proteasome-mediated ubiquitin-dependent protein catabolic process
Cellular component (GO): proteasome regulatory particle, base subcomplex
Molecular function (GO): ATP hydrolysis activity; ATP binding; proteasome-activating activity
Source: RefSeq, a predicted model, not a curated record